Messenger RNA from Pecten maximus, 8331 nucleotides. Its product is annotated as transmembrane and coiled-coil domains protein 1-like. Gene Ontology annotation, cellular component: endomembrane system. The coding region runs from base 686 to 2776 and encodes 696 amino acids. The record is from RefSeq and is a predicted model, not a curated record. Lineage: Eukaryota; Metazoa; Mollusca; Bivalvia; Pectinida; Pectinidae. The transcript has 15 exons.
AAAUCAGAAUAUAUUUGAAAGACAAAAAUUUGUGGAUUCAGGAUAUAAUUUAAACAAAAUAGGUAGUGAAGUGCUUCUUACGGAGAAUGUCGAAUCUUGACCUUUACAUUAAGAACGGAAGGAUCUUGAUUUGCACAGGACGUUAAACCCUUUCCGGAUCGACAAAAAAUAAUCUUGUAGUUGUGUAUAUAUGUAUAUUGUAUAUACAUAAAACAAAGGAAAAAAUUUACCCAGCCACAAUGCAAGAAAUGACUACAUAGACUGAUGUCUCCAGGAGGAGCUAUUGUACUCUCCAUGGAACGGCUCAUUUGGAUCACAUUGCCACUUGUCAUUUACUUGAAUGAUUCUCAUUACGUGCUUUCCUGACAAUUUGUAUUGAGUGCAUUAUUGUCUAUAACAGCUUCUACUCUUCAAAGUCUGGAAGGUCUAUCAUCUUUUAACAGUAAUAAUAGAUUGGUUUUGGAGUGAUGAGACAACUUUCUGCAAUUUGUCCACCAUUCACCUUUAUCAACACACUCAAGGACAAAGACUGGAAUAUGAUUGUACUUUAAAAUGAUGAUGGCCGGUGCUUUGUAUUUUAAGAUGUUGUUUUUUUCUGGAGGACAUUUUCUAUAGUUUGUGAUAUGGUUAAUUCAUGUAGAAUUUGUGAUCGACGUCAGUGGAUAUUUUGUUUUCAUCUUAUUUGAUGGGUGUCUUUGUCAAGUUCAAUACAAACACCAAAUACAAUAUGAGACCCACAUUGGAAAACAGUUCUUCAUCGCAAGAUGGGAUAUGUUCCGUAGAAAACAAGCGUAACUUAUUGAAAAAGGCAGCCCAUGUGAACUUCUCAAGGCACGAUCUGAUCAUCACAUGCGACAAAGUGCCAGAUGGAACAUUAUCAGACAGAGUGAGCAGUAGUCCCUCCAAUGUCACAAAUACUCAAUCCAAGUCAAGCAGCUCCCUGCUGGGCUACUUACUGCCUCUAAGGAGCCGCAGUCGAAAACAAGCCAAGAUUCAGACAAAAAUUGUAAUGUCGUCUCAAGGGAGGCGAUCAAGCUUCCCCUCCAGGAAAAAGUCGGAUGCUACUAAAAUACCGGCAUUAAAAGGGCUCCAAAAGAAAGGGAUAUCAAAAAGCCCUAGUCUGCCCAAAAAACACCCAGUAACCCCUUCUCAGGAUGCUGUGAGUGCUGCGACACCAAAACCACGGUCAGGAUCAAACCUGGGGGUGCCGUACACCGACGACCAGCAACAGAUGCUUCGCAGCAGUACAGAGGAUCUAGACAGUGUGGAGGUUAGCAGUCGGGAAAAUGGAAGCAGUGGGGAAGGCGGGAUGGAUGAAAUGGAUGGCCCAACACCCACGGAUUCUCAUUCACACGACCCACUCAGGACAAAAACCGCCAUCGAACAAACACAGUCAAAGAUUCGCCGAACCAUGGAGAUGAUAAAAGCGGAACAAGCUGCCAAAGAAGAAAAUGUCAACGAAUACCUGAAACUUGCCGCCAGUACUGGAGCUGAUAAACAACAAUUACAGCGGAUUAAAACAAUGUUUGAGAAGAAGAAUCAGAAAUCCACACAGACUAUUAGUCACCUCCAGAAAAAACUGGAGAAUUAUCAUAAACGUUUAAGUGAUCUAGAGACUUACGGUGUGUCGGGACACAAGCAGGCUAGGGAAGUGCUUCGGGAUAUGGGACAGGGACUCAAACCUUUACUGUGGCGUUCUGUUUGGAAAAAAUAUGGUUCUAGGUCAUCUUGGGGUGUAGUUGACAAUAUCAAAGGUGCCAAAGAUACUAUUGUGUCAAAACCCAAGGAAUUUGCUCACCUCAUCAAGAACAAGUUUGGAAGUGCUGGUGACAUUAGUGAACUUAGUGUUACAGAGAUCAUGGAUGAGGUCCCGUCAUCGGAGGGAGAGAAAAUCCAUGGUAGCACGUUGCCUGCAAGGUACUGUAGAUCUAAAAGCCAACCACGGCAUGCCACCUCCUCGCUUAUACGCGUUGCCACAAGUCCAGGCAUGAUCGCUGUGGCAAACCAUUCACAGGCACACAUUUUCAAGUACGGGUCUGAUGAUGACAAUAGCAGUAUAACAUCUGGAUCAGGAUUCGGCGCCCACAGUAGUCCUCCAUCUGUAUCACAGAAUACAUCACAGCAACUUCCAAUCCUCACCCAGGCUAGUCUUGAUCCUGUUGUCAUGGAGAUGAAGGAACUUCGGGACAGCAAUGUACAAAUGCAAGAAACUAUACAGUCUCUGAUUAAAGAGCUUGAUGUGUACAGGGUAGCUACCCAGUCUGACCUUAGUAUUGUGAAGACAUUCCUCGAGGAGGAGCGGUAUCGUGUGGAGAGACUUGAGGAGCAAAUCAACGAUAUGACAGAACUUCAUCAGAAUGAGGUUACAAAUCUCCGCCAAGAUAUAAGCAGUAUGGAGGAGAAGAUUGAGUACAGACUAGAUGAACGGACAGGGGACCUUCAUGAAUCCUUAGAAAAUUGUCAAACUAGAGUAUCAAAAAUGGAACUUCAACAACAGCAGCAGCAGAUAAUAUCAAUGGAGAUGGUGGACAAUGUGACAUUUCGAACUUUACUUACCAAGUUGAUCAAUGUUGUAUUAGCUCUCCUAGCGGUGGUUCUAGUCUUUGUGUCUACAGCAGCAAAUCUUGUUGCCCCGUUCCUCACGACCAGAGCAAGGAUUCUCAGUACAGUGGUUUUGAUAUUUGCCCUGGUGUUGGUGGGACAAAACUGGGGAACGAUAUCAACGACUGUAUGUAACAUUUGGAAUUAUAUUGUGGAGUUGUUACCACGACGAUAACGGAGAAUGUAUACUUGUGUUAGUCUGACUUCACAUGAAAUAUACUGGAAACUUAUCAGUAUUUUUGCUGGGACAACUUUGUCGAUUCUGUGAAAACAACAGUUAUGUUUAACACUAUUCGACACUGUACCAGGAUGUUAUUGAUGGACUCCGUACAUACAAGUGUACUAUGAAAUGGUGAUGCUUGCAAUGGAUGUGACGAGUUCUUGCCAAGAGAAGACAUGGAAUUUGAUCUGGGUUUCAAUAAAUACAUACAUUCUUGUGAAGGAAGGGUCAUUUUUGUGUACUUGAAUUAACACAAUAUCACGUCAAGUGUUUCCAUCAAGAAUUUCACGCAGGCUCCUUAUUUAAAGAAUUUGCUGUAUGAUCAUGGACAUGUUUGGUGUUUCGUAAAAAGUUAUAUCCUCACUUGGAUUUGAAUGAUUUUCAAAUCAGACGUUUGGAAUCUUUUUAAGUGUAAAACAGGGUUAGUUUGUGAAGCUCCCUGUCAUAUAAAAUGGAUGACGGUUGUUUUCGUGUGUUCAAAACCGCAACAUGUGCUGUUACCUAUAUGUUUUGUGACUGACUCCAUACUGUGUUGUUAGGUUGUGAAGUGCGGGCAAUAAAGAAACACUUAAGUCAUUCACGACUGGUCAAGUAGUAGUCUUUGGCCAGUCAAUUUAUUGAAUUAGUUGCAUAAUUGCAAAAAAAACUUGGAAUUUCGGAGCAGUGAAGAAUGCUGUUCCAUCGAAGAAUUAAAAUGGAUAAUAGUCGUUUUGAAAUGAAAGUUGCCACUUGCCAAGCAAGUUUUAUUAUUGAAAAGUUAUUGAAUUGCUUUGUUGUUGAACUGUAUCUCAUGAUUAACUUUCCACAUGCAUUGCAUGUCCCGUGAUACUGGGUGAUAAAUGGAUGAGUGUACCUGGUAGGAUGCGUUAUUUUUAGAUGUGUGCCCUAUACUGUGAUAAAUGUGCUACACAAUACAAUGUAUUUCAGCUCUUUCAAUUACCGACAUGUCUAACUACUCGUACACAAUCCCAUACUUCACAUUUUCCUCACAACAAAAUAAUAACACAAAUUCAACGAGAGAUAAUAACCUUGUUUACCUUUCCUACGGCCAAGAUAAGGUGUUACUGCUUUUAAAUAUCAAUUUCAUUUCAGUAAUACAAGAUAGAGAAUACAUGUAUUAUUAAAAGAAUCUUCAAUAAGAUUAUUUUGUUUAAACAAUAUUACCUUAACUCCGUCAAGCUAAUCUUCAAACUAUACCAUGGAAAUAAAGUCAUGGUAAAAAAAAACAGUGCGGUACAUUUUAGAUGAAUCAGUCUCGUGUUGGAUCAGUGAUCAAAUGAGCUCUGAGGACUGAGUUCGAAUACGAUGCAAUGUCCUGGACAAAGAGUUCCUUUGCUAGUCACCGAAAAGUUUGUUAGCAAUUGCUCUCCCUUUAAGGACGAAACAAUUGCAACUUCUUCGCUUUGACAAAAUUCUUUUAUGAAUUACUAUCUCCAGGCUUCAUAUGGCCUUAGUGUCCUCGAUUCUGUUGAUAUAGUUUGCUAUUGUAGCAGUUCUUUCUUUUUCUGUGGAAAGGCAUUUCGACGGAACACCUCUAUUACUUCCAGGGUGUCUUUCCCAUAUGAUUGGUCAUAUGGGGGAGUUUGUUGAACCUUUUUGUUUCUUUAUUGUGGAGAAUUGGACUUGAUUUUGUUACAGGUCUUAUUGAAUUUCGAAUUCUCCACUACGACAAGGAUUGUACACAAGAGCUGCAAUGGAAUUUGAAUUGGAAAGAUAAUUUUGUAUACUAAAGUUAUAUUAAUUGUAAGUCGAGAAAGUGUUGUUUUUCGGCCUCAUAAAGAGUUGGCCACAGCGGCCGUUUUUUUAAACAUGAUUGCGCAAUCAUGGUUUUUCUUCAUAGCACCUAUUUUAAUCUUGUUCAAGUUCCAUCAGUGGAAUUAAGCUAAAAAAGAAUCCUGAAUUGUUGUCAUUUUCUGGGUUGGUCAGGAAUCCAACAUGGCUGUCAUGACCAAGGGCACAACUAUACUUAAACAGUACUAGGGUCUUUAAAUUCAGCUACACUAUGAUUUGCAGGGAAAUUCUUUCUGGUACAAACGUUUAAAAUGUACAUAUUUUAUAUGGACAUAUACAAUGUAUAUAUAAUUGUAGUGUUAUAACAAUUUAUCAUCUAAAAAUAACUUUUAAUAGAAAAUAUUUAAUUUUAACCAUUUAAAAAAGAAAAUAAUUUGAAAAUCAGUACAUUUUAGUUACGUUUUGUUUUGGAAUUUGCACUGUAUGUUAAUACCUUUUGUAAUCUAACCAGGUGUUAUCCAUUUAUUUACAGCUGGAUUUUCGUUGUCUCAAGUUUUCAGGGCAGAAAACUGUUAUCUUAAGUUAUAGAAAUUUCAAAAUCUUGGUCAGUUAAUUGGUCAGGGCUCUUAAGAUACAUAAUUAUACGUUUCUCCAUCAGUAGCUACAUAGAUAACAGAAUAAAGGUCAUAUGUUUGUUUUACUGUAGUAUAGCAUGCAUUUACCAUUUUACAGUGCAAUUCCAAAAUAAUAAGUCGGGAUUUUUUUUUUUUUUUUUUUGACAUUUGUUGAAAUUAUAUUGAUAGCUACCAGAAGGUAAAACCGUUAGUUUCGUAUGUUGCAACUUGUAACUUGUUUUUGGGUUUUGAAUGUGGUGCAUGACAAUUACUUCAAUGAAAUGAACAGGAACGAUCAGAUUACAGAGGUAUUUGAAUUGUUGAUUUGUUUUAAUUGUAUAAACUACAAUGAUAAUUUUAAUUUAUUUAAUACAGUUUUUUUUUAUUACAUGUUUUCCAUAGUCCCAUUUCUUAAAAUUCUUAAUGUGAAUUGUUUAAUUGAGAUACUGAAUUUAUUGUUAACACUUGAAUGUCUUCAAUUUUUUUCUUCCAUAUUUUUCAACGAGCAAAUCACUUAAUUUCUUGUUAACAAAAGAUUGUUUUCAUUGAUAUUGAUUUAAGAAACAAAUAACUUAAAUAUGUUCACCUUUUUUAUGGCAUUUCAGAGAUCGCAACUGGUCGAGAUUUCUUAAUGUAUAACACAUAUCAAAGGGGGACAAGUGAGAAAAUGAUGUAAUAAUGAUUUAAACGAAAGAUGGCAUGGCUUUAACUGUUGAAUAUUUGAUGUGUUUCUAAAACUAUUACAUACAAUAACACAUAUUUGGACAUAGUAAUUAGUUGUUAAAGAUAUUGCCCAACAAAUAAUUUACGCAAAUGCCCAAAUAUACAAAGUAAUGGUGAUUUUCAAUAUCUACAAACGUAACGUAGUUUGGAAUUUUGCGUUUAAUUCUGUUAAGCUGACCUAACUGAAUAUCUCUGUGAUCUAAUAUUAAACAUGUUUCCGAGUCUUAUAUAUAUGUGUGUAUAUUUAGGCGUAUUGCCUAUGUUGAUCGUAAGGUGUGAGCUUGCCAUGUCAUAUUUUACAUGAAGAGAUUUAACGUUUUAGCUGCGAUCUCGUAUGAACAUUUAUCUUCAUUGUUUUCACAAUUUUGACCAUAGUACUUCGGUUACGUUUAAUUUUCCCUGAUUCUAGAUUAGUAUUGACCAUUUCCAGUUAAAGUCAUUUGUGUGAAUCUUAAAGACAGGGUUCAUUACUAUGUAUUUGUGAUUAGCUAUGACAUUGUCUUACAUUGUUUUUAGAAAUGUUUUCAUUUAUUUCAUGAUUUCUAAUAUUCAUGUUUACUUAUCAGAAAUGGUAUCAGAACAUGCUGGUCAUUGUUUUCUUUUCAUUAACACACUAGAUUAUAGGAUAAUGCUAGCUCUUAUCAUAUAAAUGCAAUUGACGAAAACUGGAAAUAUUAUCGGUAAUUUGCGAUAUUGUGGUGAAAAACCAUUCGGUCGCCUUUAACAUAUCUAUCCAAACAGCAUGUUCACUUUUUUGCGUGAGAGGCGUAUUUUGUGUUGUUGCCAUUUUUCGUAGUUCAUUUUGAGACAAAUUGGUAAAUUGUCAAUAUACGAUUUUCAAAAUAUCAAAUAAUAUGAAAUUACAGUGAGAUAAGAUGUUCGACAAAAGACCAGGUAUGCACAAACAUUUGCCAUUUUCCUGAUAUUUUUUAUAACAAAUCUCGCUAAGAAUAUAUGUAUCAUAGAUUCUUCAGCUAGACAUGGUUACAAUACUUUGACAACUGUGAUCGAUUUAUGAUGAUGUUUGGGCUCUGUUAACAAUUAUUUUAUGGAUUUAUCCCUCUUGGUAUAUCUCUCACAUUUGCAAAUUUUCGGACGAUUUGUUUUUUACGUCAGCUAAUUUGGAUUUUCCGGUGUCUCUUUUCACCGAAAUUGACUUUCAUAAUUUAGCUAAAGGGAUUGAAUCUCUUUUCUGUGCACAAUUGCAGCUGAUACAAACAUUUUAUCUGAACUCAUUGAAACGACUAGCAAAACCUCACUUAUGUUUCAUGAUUUUUUCCUGACAUAUUUACAAAAUGGGCCAGCGUUAAAAUAGACCACAAUUUCACAUUUUUUUUUGAUAAUCCUUUCAUUAGAACCUUUCAGGUGUUGGAUAAUAUAAUUUAUUUUAAUGUUUAAGGCUUUUGAAUGCCAUGUCUGCUGCUUCGCAUGCACUUUCAUUUUGGCACAAAUAUACAUUUUUAUCAAUCAUCAUUUAUUUAUUUAGGGAAAUCGCUCAGUGCAGAUUCUUCUUGCAUACGUCAAGUUAACUUAGUUCGGUGUGUUUCACAACUUUACUGGAUACAUGUUCCUGAAUAUUUAAAAAAAAAAAACUUUUUAUUCAGUAAUAUUGUUUUUCUUUGAGAGACACAGUAAUAUUAGUUAUAAGUUCUGUAUGGCCCAUCAACAAUAUAAAAGUCAUUAUGGCCAAAAAAAUGUGUGAUACAGACCAACAGCUUUCAGAUACAUCCCACAUAACCAGUAAACAUACGUUUAUCAUCGUAUUAUCAAGUGACUAGUCGUAUGCUGUUGAAGUGUGUUUAUAAAUCUAGAUACAUGAAAAGGCAAAUCAAGAUAUUGCAGAUUCCUUGUUGACGACAAUGAGCUGAUGAAGGUACUGUGACAAAUGUUUUUUGUGGAAAAAAACAGCUUUUCUCGUGAUUUUUUAGUUGAAAAUGAAUAUACAAUUUUAUGACGCAAUUAGAGUUAUUUUGUAACAUCGAGUUGAGUUUAGAAGAAUAACAUACAUAAAUUUCAGUGUAAAUUGAAAUUUCUAUCACAGGAUAUAAUUUAUAAAGCUUGAGUCACGUGACCUUAUAUCUCGCGACUAACUUAAAAUAAAACAAUACCUUCCACUUGUUAAUAGGGACAAAGUGUACAUGAAGUGUUCCUAUAACUCUGUUAACACAAGUUGUUAACACUAGUUUGUUACUGUAGAAAAGAAAUGCAUCAAAUGCAUGAUGAUGAAGAACGUGGAUGGUUUGUUUAUAUUCAAAACAACCAAUAUUGUUGUAAAUAUAUCUGCAUAUGUGUCCAAAAGCAAAUUAUUUUAGAUUUUUAACGUAUGUUCAUGUUAGCACAGAAUCGUUUUACCUUAGUUACCUGUGGGAUUUACUUGCCUGGAAAUGAAUGCCGCCAUGUUACAAUGGUUAGUGCAAUAUGAGAUUAAACAAUGCAAUUUUA